AUGGCAGAAUUAUUAAAGUGUGUGUUUUGUGAGAAUUCCGAUGUGAAUUUAAUAUUGUUUACGGAAGAAACGUUGAAAAAGUGUCAAACAAUAUUAAAACAUAGAAAGGAACAUAACCUAAAAUUCAAAAAUAUUGUUUUGCCAGCUGAUUUAUAUGAAAGUGGUUAUCAUAGACAAUGUUACAAAUCGUUCACAGGUUUGAUGAAAAAAUAUUAUUCUUCAAAUGCUACAAGUACAGAAAAAUCUACCCCAAAAGAAAAAUCUACUCCAAAAGAAAAAUCUACUCCAAAAGAAAAAUCAAUAAAUAUUGCAGAAAAUUCAUCAGCAGCAUGUUCAUCGACAUCUGAAUUAGAUACACAAUGUAUUGAGGUACAAUCAUCUAUUCCACAAAUUUCGAUGUUACCUCUACAUUCGUGUGAUAAAAAAGAUUUCCUUUCUAAACUAGAUGAAGAAAAUGAAAAUCAUAAGGAGUUCAUUAAUAAAUUUGAAAAUUAUUCGCUUUCAAAAAUUUGUUAUCAUCAUCCUUGCAAAUUAGAGUUUUCUUAUAAAACAUCAGUAAAAAAAGAAACACCCAAAAGUGAUUGGCAUGAUCUUCGUCAACAUCAUCAAACUGCUUUUGAGGAAAUAUCUGCUUUAAUUAAUGAAAAUAUAAUAAAAAAAGGACGAUGCUAUUUUUUGACUUAUCUUCAUAGAUAUUACAUGGAAAUAUUAAAUGAAAGUGAAGAAGGGAAUUCUACAAAAAAUAAAGGAAGUUUCACUCCACACAAUUUAGAAAUCAAGAUAAUAAAAGCAUUUGAUAAGCAAAUUAAAUUCUUUAUCAUCCAGAAUAAAAAAUUAGUAGCUCCGAAAAAUUUAAUUUCUAUUGAUGACCAAUCAUUUGAGUAUUUGAAGGAUGAAGAUAUUUUACACAAAGCUGCUUUAUUAUUGCGAAAAUCUAUUUUUUUUCUAUUUUUUCCAACAUUGGGU
Messenger RNA from Brenthis ino (lesser marbled fritillary), 966 nucleotides. The record is from the annotation of a GenBank genome assembly. Lineage: Eukaryota; Metazoa; Arthropoda; Insecta; Lepidoptera; Nymphalidae.